AUGCUGAGUCCGUUGUCCAUCGGCAAUUUUGGUGGAGGCAGAGUCCCCUUGUUGUUUCCAAACAAUAAAAAGUCGCUGGACCAAAAAAUCUCCUCCACCAGCAGGUCCACCACCACCUCCUCCUCCUGUGUUUGCUCAAUUUCAAAUAAUUAUUACCACAAUAAGAGGAUUGGGAUGGCGACGGGCAAUAAGUUGAGGCAUGUGGAGUCAUUGCAGGAGAUGCCAUCAGGAGCCGGCAAGAUUUCUUGCCUCAACGCUGUUAUAUUAGGAGAAGCUCUUGCUUCUGAGGAGAACGAUCUUGUCUUUCCUAGCGAUGAUUUUGCUCGUCAAGCUCACGUUUCCUCUCCUCAACAGUACUUGGAGAUGUACAAAAGGUCUGUGGAAGAUCCGGCUGGUUUUUGGUCUGAUAUUGCUUCUGAGUUCUAUUGGAAACAGAAAUGGGAUCAACCUGUUUGCUCUGAGAAUUUUGACUUUCGUAAAGGCAAUAUCAGUAUUCAGUGGUUCAAGGGAGGCUUGACCAACAUUUGCUACAAUUGCUUGGACAGAAAUAUUGAAUCUGGAAAUGCUGAUAAGAUUGCCAUUUAUUGGGAAGGCAAUGACCUUGGUGUUGAGGACAGUUUAACCUACGCCCAGCUCCUCGACAGAGUUUGUCAGCUAGCAAAUUACUUGAAAGCUAUUGGUGUAAAAAAGGGUGAUGCUGUUGUUAUUUAUUUACCAAUGCUCAUGGAACUCCCCAUUGCCAUGCUCGCUUGUGCCCGUAUUGGUGCUGUUCACUCGGUUGUAUUUGCAGGAUUUUCCUCAGAAUCUCUUGCCCAGAGAAUCUUAGACUGCAAACCAAAAGUUGUGAUUACUUGUAAUGCUGUCAAAAGAGGUGCUAAAGCUAUACACCUUAAAGACAUUGUUGAUGCUGCCCUCGUUGACUCUGCAAAAAAUGGAAUAUCCGAUUUUGUUCCCAAAUACCCUCCUACUUGUGAAGUGGAGUGGGUUGAUGCAGAGGAUCCCCUUUUUCUGCUAUAUACUAGUGGAAGCACAGGAAAGCCAAAGGGAGUUCUUCAUACAACGGGAGGAUACAUGGUUUACACUGCAACAACAUUCAAAUAUGCUUUUGAUUACAAACCAUCUGACAUAUACUGGUGCACAGCUGAUUGUGGUUGGAUCACCGGGCAUAGCUAUGUGACUUAUGGACCUUUGCUUAAUGGAGCAUCUGUUGUUGUAUUCGAAGGGGCUCCAACUUAUCCUGAUGCUGGACGAUGUUGGGAUAUCGUUGACAAAUUUAAGGUUACAAUAUUCUACACUGCACCUACACUUUAUGUUACUCGCUAUUCACGUAAGUCCUUACGUGUCCUUGGAAGUGUAGGCGAGCCUAUUAACCCAAGUGCAUGGAGGUGGUUUUUCAAUGUAGUUGGAAACUCAAGGUGCCCUAUAUCUGACACUUGGUGGCAAACUGAAACUGGUGGUUUCAUGAUUACUCCACUACCAGGUGCCUGGCCACUGAAGCCUGGUUCUGCUACUUUCCCUUUCUUUGGUGUUCAGCCUGUCAUUGUUGAUGAGAAGGGUGUUGAGAUUGAAGGAGAGUGCAGUGGGUAUUUGUGUGUAAAAAGUUCAUGGCCUGGUGCAUUCCGAACUCUUUAUGGGGAUCAUGAACGAUAUGAAACCACAUACUUCAAGCCGUUUGCUGGCUAUUAUUUUACUGGUGAUGGCUGUAGUAGGUCUAAUGGCCAAAAGAUUGCUGAUGGCUUACAUCCAUGUUUCAGGGACAAGGAUGGAUACCACUGGCUAACUGGAAGAGUUGAUGAUGUCAUCAAUGUGAGUGGUCAUCGUAUUGGAACUGCUGAAGUUGAAUCUGCUCUUGUUUCACAUCCAAAAUGUGCAGAAGCUGCUGUGGUUGGUGUUGAGCACGAGGUUAAAGGGCAGGGAAUUUAUGCCUUCAUCACCCUCGUGGAGGGUGAACCUUACAGCGAAGAACUUCGGAAAAGUCUUAUACUCACAGUGCGGAAGCAGAUAGGAGCAUUUGCAGCACCUGACAAAAUUCACUGGGCGCCUGGCCUUCCAAAGACAAGGAGUGGAAAGAUAAUGAGGAGAAUUUUGAGGAAAAUUGCUUCCAGGCAGUUAGAUGAACUCGGCGACACUAGCACACUUGCAGAGCCACAUGUGGUGGAACAACUUAUAGAACUAGCUGAUCGCUGA
Messenger RNA from Dovyalis caffra, 2187 nucleotides. The record is from the annotation of a GenBank genome assembly. NCBI's taxonomy places the organism in Eukaryota, Viridiplantae, Streptophyta, Magnoliopsida, Malpighiales, Salicaceae.